GGUUUAGGGCGUAACUACGGUGCGAUAAUCUCUUUCGUCCUACAAUUGUUUCCCCUCUCGAAUGAUAUGCGUUACUAUGAAUGCUAUCGUGUUGUAGUGCUAAUCAAUUGCUAUCUCUUUGCUUUAAUUAAAGCUAGGUUUUCGUUUCACCUCAACUUAUUUGGAUUUCGAGAUUGUUUGAUUGAUAACGAAUGAUCUUUUACUAGUAAACUUAAAAACCUGAAUUGGUAUUUGCAUAUUUGGAAACUACAUACAGUUUCCCCAAUUUUGAGGUUCAAUUGCAUAAACUACUGACUGAAUAAUGCAUGUGUUGUAAUACAUCGUGUUUUCUCUUGUCCUCAGGCGCAUCAUUAUGAUUUUCUCUGUGGUUUCAAUGAAGUUAUUGGAGUGGAAGAGCUUAUAUGAUCAUGGCAAAUCAUCAAUACUUGAAACAUGUGUUCAUAUUGAUCGGAAGAGACAUAAGUAAAGUAUUUGGUUAACUGAAAAGUUCAUGGAACAUUUUAUCUAUGGAUAUUAUGGGGGACUGCUCAGAUGGUAGUAUUAGUAUUCCAGAGCGGGCGAAAGUGCUAGAUCAUGUGAAAAAAACUUUUUACAAAUGUUGGAUCCCAGCUAAGAAACUGAGUUUGUGAGGCUUUAAUGAAAAUUGCACCUGAAUGGGCAAAGAAGCGGUUAGAAGCUUCCAUCUCAAAAGACAUUUACAAGGGCAAUGGAUCUGUUUAUUCUGGGCGCAUUAGGUAUACAAUGUUUUUUUUUUCUUGUUCUAAACAGACGGCUGUGAUCGGUGUUUUUAAAAGAGCAUCAUCUGAUGUACCACAAAGGCCGUUAUGACUUGAUGUGAACAUAAGAAGAUCAUGCGAGCUUCUGAUAUAAAAAUAAUCAUGAAAAAGUGCAGAAGCAAAGGGGACUAUUUUAAACACCUGGGGAAUAACUUAAAAUUUGAUGAGAUUAAGGAUUUUGAAUUUGCAUCAAGACAUCCUCUGGAUAUUCCGACUGUUGAUAUAAAUGGCACAUAUGGUGGUUCACUUGAAGCUUUUCUCGAGGAUUUUAGGAAGUUGUGGAUCAACUUGGGGAAGACUCAUGUCAAGACUCCUAAUCUGGUUAUCUUGGCAGAUGAACGUCCAAAGACUUCAAAGUGCAACAUGAAAAUGAGGUUUAUAAAGUCGUCGUAUUGCGAUCAUAUUAUAAUUUUUGUACGAUUUCUUCAUGGUGGUGCACAUCCCUACAAACAGAACCGGAAGCAAGUUGGCACAAAUAGCCUGUCAAGGAAGUCUGAUCGGUUCAGUGAGAUAAAUUGCAUCACAAGGAGACUGCAAAUUAACAGCCUUGACCAAAUCGAGCAAAAAUCAGAACAUGGAGAUCAUCAAAGAGAGUGUGUUCGAUACGCAAUCAUUCCCUCAAGGAGCUUUACUUAGCUCAACGUUGUCUUCUCAUGCAGUAGGCACCCUUCUUGAGGUGCAUGAUUUCCUCUGCUGUUUCAAAGAAGUUAUCGGAUUGGACGAGCAAAUUACAUUCGAAAAGCUUGAACAAGAGCUUCUACGUCCUUAUCCAUACGGGGUUGGAAAAUCCUCGAUCCUGUGUUCGUUUGAAACAUUUAUUCACAGUAAACUGCUUCCGGAGCUAGUAAGUAAGCUUCUAGAUAGAUUAGCUUCAGUUUUAAACUCAAAAUUAGGAGUAAAAACCGAAUUCAAUAUGCUUCCGAUUAACGAGUUGACUUGGCCGGAAGUCGUUCGGAGAUAUAUAAUGGCUUACUUGCUAACUGGAGACAGACUCGGUUCUGUAAAGAUUACGGAUGGCAAUAUGAUUGAACUCAUUCACUGUCUGCAAAGUGAUUGUAGUGUCUUUUGUAGCUCACCCACAAACGUUGCAGGCGUUGAUUUGGAUGCUCAGUUGCUUGGAAAAGCUGUAAAUAAUGUAUUUGGUAAACUGAGAAGUGUAAGGAGCACUUUAUCGAUGGGCGUAAAGGGGGAAGAUUCGGAUGGUAGUAUUCCACAGUGGGCGAAAGUGCUUGAUCCUGUUCACAAGCUGGCCACAAACGUUGGAUCGCGCAUUAGAAACUGCGUGUACGAGGCGUUAAAUCAAAAUCCACCUGAAUGGGCAAGGAUGCAACUGGAAGCCUCCAUCGCGAAAGGCUUUUACAAGGGCAAUGCGUGUGGGCCCACUAAGAGGGCUAUACUUGAGGUUUUAAAACGAGCAACAUCUGAUGUUCCACAGAGGCCGUUAUCACUUGACGUGAACGCAACAAGAAGUUCAUGUGAGCUUCUGAUGUCAAAAGUUAUUAUGACAAAGUGCAGAAGUAUACUACGCAAUGUAGCUGCUACAUAUGAUAACGAAAUGGACUUUUCUAUCCUCGUUAGGAGCAGCUUAAAAUCCGACGAGAUCAAGGUUGUCUUUGAAUCUGCAUCAAGGCGUCCUCUGGAUCUUCCGAUGAUCGAUUUAAGAUUGCUCCACGACACAUAUUGUGGUUCACCACAAGCUUUUCUUGAGGAUGUUAGUGAGUUGUGGAUCAACUUAAAGAAGAGCCACAUGAAUACACCUCGUCUGGUUAAGCUGGUAGACGAUAUGUCCACGGACUUUACUUUAAAAUAUGAAAAUGAGGUAUCCCCUCUGUUGAGCAAGUUGUCCGGAUAUAGCAUGAACGGAGAGUUAAACGCCGAGGUAGAGAAGGAGCUAGAAGAGCUCUUAGCUUCUAUCGAAAUCCCGGCAAUGUCCUUGGAAGCAGGAGUCUGCAAAGUAUGUGGCGUUAACCAAGACGAUGAUAAGGUGUUGCUGUGUGACACUGAAUGGUGUAAUGCAGAGUAUCACAUGUACUGUCUGAAUCCCGCUCUUUCCGAAAUUCCACAAGGCACAUGGUAUUGUCCUGCUUGUAAGCAGCUGGCAGACGAUCAACCAAAAGGCAUUCGGAUCUCACAAUCUGUAGAUAAAAGCUUUUUCGAGGAAGCAAGUCUGUUUUUGGAUAUAGUGACUGCUUUGGAGGAAACAGAGUAUUGGCAAUUAGAGGCACAGAAGAAAAUAUUCUUGCUCAAGUUUCUAGUCGACAGGUCGUUAGAAACCAGCCUUAUUCGUAUGAAUCUUGCUGAAUUGCAAACAAAGCUAGCCAAGAAGUUUUUGGGCGUUGACUCUGUUGGGCGAAUAUACUGGGGCUUUCCCUAUGUAAGCACAAAUAGCGGGAUAGUGAUAAACGGGGCGAUGAACACUGAAAUAGAUCCGUUUGACCAUCGAACAAGUCAUUCCGAAUACAACAAUUUUGGUCAAUGGUAUUUGUUUCAGUCUGACGAAGAAAUCAGCAAACUUGUUGGCUAUCUGUCAGUAACUGAUCCGUGCAAUACUGAAUUACGAGAUUCUAUAUUGCUCUGGCAAAACACAAUGUUACAAAAUGGUCAACACACUGGAGGGAGUAAGUCAAUGGGGGGAGAGACGGUUUGUUCUACAAGCUUGAACAAUCUUCCUUCUCGUAAUUGUCUUGCUACAAAUGCGACCAUGUUGAUUGAGGCCCAAUAUGGUUCUUGUAAGGAGUCAGAUGCAACCAACUCUGCAAAGAAGUCGAGAGGAAAGAACAUGGUGAAAUGGCACAGGUGUAAUUGUCUGGAACCCGUUUUUCCAUCUCGAUACCAUUGUGUCAACUGCCAUGAAACGUUCUUCACGAGUGUUGAAUUUGAACACCACAAGAACUCUACUUGUGAAAUCAAAUGUGAGGUUGGUAGCAGUUUUACUGUCCCCGAGUCAUCGUCAAAGCCGCUGUUGGGGAAUACUCAUAUACUAAGGCGGCUGAUGAUGAAUUUGUUGGAUAUCGAAGCUGCGUUACCUGAUGGAGCAAGAAGAAGUUCGAUGGAAAGCCCCAAAUGGAGGUCUGCGUGGUGUGCAUUUGUUAAAUCUGCUACAACAAUAUGCGAGAUUGUUGAAGCAACUUUAGCGCUGGAAACCAUGAUCAAGACCGAGUAUAUCAACAACACUUGGUGGUGGUAUUGGUCUUCUAUUUCGGGUGCUGCAAAAACAUCCACCACCGCUGCCCUUGCUCUUCGUGUCCACACACUUGAUGCUGCUAUACGAUACCUGAAAAACGCAUGAGUUUUUUGAAACAAGUGGCUGGUCUUGACGCUCUCACUCUGCUAUAUUCAAAUUCUUGCUAAAUUUAUUUAUUUCAUGUUGUAAAUAUCCGUAUCUUAUUUGGUUUUGUAAAUCUGAUGUAUUUUAGCUUAUUGUGGCAACAAGGGUUUGUCACAGAAGGGUGUUUAACA
Helianthus annuus (common sunflower) is the source of this 4235-nucleotide messenger RNA. Its product is annotated as methyl-CpG-binding domain-containing protein 9. The record is from RefSeq and is a predicted model, not a curated record. NCBI's taxonomy places the organism in Eukaryota, Viridiplantae, Streptophyta, Magnoliopsida, Asterales, Asteraceae. The coding region runs from base 1351 to 4065 and encodes 904 amino acids. The transcript has 12 exons.